Quercus robur (English oak) is the source of this 2271-nucleotide messenger RNA. RefSeq lists its product as uncharacterized. The record is from RefSeq and is a predicted model, not a curated record. NCBI's taxonomy places the organism in Eukaryota, Viridiplantae, Streptophyta, Magnoliopsida, Fagales, Fagaceae. The coding region runs from base 1 to 2271 and encodes 756 amino acids. The transcript is spliced from 4 exons.
AUGGAGGCAACGGCGUGGAGGCUUGAUCAGAAAAGCUGUGGUGGAGGCGUGGAGGUCGUGGGUUUCCGGCAUGAUGAUGAUGAUGAAGAGCAAGGCCAAGACGAUGCGGUCGUCGACGGUGAUGUGGAAGAGGAGGAGUGGACGGUCGCGGAGGAAUUAGAGGAAAGACCAGGCGACGAAGAUGGCGAGGAAGACGAUCAUGGAGAUCGGGUGCCAGAGGAGGCUGAGGAAGAGGAUGAGGAGCGCGAUGAACGUGUAGUUCACGCGGAAGUGACCGAGGUUGCGCUUGAAGCGAGCGGUGGCUUCGCCGAGUGUGUCAGGGCGCAUUCUCAACGGCAGGACAAUUUUUUAAAUAUCGAACGAGGGAAAGACCAAGAUAAUCAGCGAGAGGGCAGUGUGAACACCUCUCACACGAGUAAAAGCCACUCAAAAGGGAAGGAUCAUGCAUCCCAUAAGCAAAACGAUCGAAAGGCUUUACAACAAGAGAUUGAUGAUUUGAAGAAAAAGUUGCGCCGAGCACAGCAGAAACGUACUUCACCUGGCUCGGGCACUAGCAGUAACGAGGAUAACGAAUACCGGCGAAGAUCAAGAACCCCUCCGAGCGAGACAUUUUCCUACGAGGAAGAGAGGCCUCGUAAACGCAGCCACAAAAGCCCAUCUUACCAAGGCCUGGCCAACGAUGCCAUGAGUAAGGCCCUGGAUCGCAUUUCCCAGUCGCCGUUUACACGUAGAAUAAAGAGUGCAGUGCUUCCUCGGUGGUUCCAUCAACCAACGUUUGCUAUAUACAAUGGUCGGACCGACCCAGUGGAGCAUGUAAGCCAAUUCAAUCAGAGGAUGGCCGUCCAUACCAGGGAUGAGGCGUUAAUGUAUAAGAUAUUCCCAUCUAGCUUGGGACCCAUGGCGAUGAGAUGGUUCGAUGCCCUCCAGCCGAAUUCCAUAGAUUCCUUUAAACAGUUGACGCAAGCUUUUGGUUCCCGUUUCAUCACCAGCACUAGAGUCCCUCGGCCCCUCGAUUCCCUCUUAUCCUUGUCCAUGCGGGAAGGAGAGACGCUGAAGGCCUACUCAGAUAGAUACUGGGAAAUGUAUAACGAGAUAGAGGGGAAUUAUGAUGACGUCGCCAUCAGUACGUUCAAAAGGGGCUUGCCGACAGAACAUGGCUUAAGAAAGUCCCUCACUGGAAAGCCAGUCACCAGCGUGCGCCAACUUAUGGACAGAAUUGACAAGUACAAAAGGGUCGAGGAGGACCAGCAGAUGGGGAAAGGUAAAGCGAAGGUCGUCCCUCAGGAGAGGAGGGACUUCAGGUCGGAACGAUUUAACAACAGUAACAGGCCGAGAAGGGACUAUGUAGAGCAGUCCGGAUCUACUGGGGCUCAGGCAGUCCAUGCUGUGUUCCGAGAACCUCUUCACAAAAUCCUAGAGAAGGUGAAGUAUGAGCCUUUCUUUCAGUGGCCGAACAAGAUGGCUGGUGAUCCUUUGAAGCGCAAUCAGAACCUGUAUUGCGCGUACCAUCAGGAGCCGGGUCACACUACUGAUGAUUGUAGAAACCUGAAGAACCAUUUAGAUCGGCUCGUCCGAGAAGGGAAGCUGAGACAUCUGCUGCAUCGCCCAGAAGGAUGGCAGGAACCAUCGAGCAAUGAAACCAGACAAAGUACGUUGAGGCCACCCAUUGACACGAUUAAUGUUAUUCUCGCCGCACCUGGAAGGACAGGCUCUGUCCCCUUCAGGGUAAUGUCAGUAAGCAGUUUCCCAACUGAGCCAGACGACAGGAAAUCCAAGAGAGCUAGAGUGAGUGCCACGCCAGUAAUCGGGUUCACGGAGGAAGACAAGCAGGGAACUAUUCAGCCCCACGACGAUGCCCUAGUCGUCACACUCAGAAUAGGGGGUUAUGACGUGAAGAGGGUGUUGGUUGAUCAAGGCAGCGCCGUGGAGGAGGACCUGUCGCCCUACGAUUCCCCCUUGGUUAGCUUUGAAGGGAAAAUCGUCAUCCCGAAGGGCAUGAUCAGACUGCCUGUGCAAACAGAUUCAGAUGUGGUAGAAGUGGACUUCAUUGUUGUAGAUGCAUACUCCCCCUACACAGCUAUCGUGGCCCAGCCAUGGCUUCAUGCACUAGGGGCUGUGUCGUCAACCUUGCACCAAAAAGUCAAGUACCCGUCAGGAGGUCAAAUCAAAGAAAUAAUAGGGAACCAGGGAAUGGCUAGACAAUGCAUGGUGUCGGCAAUCUCACGACAGCCGAAUAACAAACCUUCCACUUCAGCCGAGAACGGCUUAUAG